Messenger RNA from Lindgomyces ingoldianus, 846 nucleotides. RefSeq lists its product as uncharacterized. The transcript is spliced from 2 exons. The record is from RefSeq and is a predicted model, not a curated record. Bases 1 to 846 code for a protein of 281 amino acids. Lineage: Eukaryota; Fungi; Ascomycota; Dothideomycetes; Pleosporales; Lindgomycetaceae.
AUGCCUUCUAACGACCCCUUCCAGCACAUUGUUGUGGGUUACCCGAAGCUCGCAGCAAAGAUCGAAAUCCAGCCAGAAGCAGCUAUAUUCCGCAAGUUCGGCGCUCUCAACGCACAAAAUCUCCUUUAUUUUCAGGCUGAGCUGACCUGCCUGGAACAAGAAUUGAGAGACCAGCAGCUUGAAGACGACAACGAUCGAAAUCCGGACCAAGGGGUGAAGAAAUGCAAAUAUGCGAAGAGCUGGGACUGGUUGCGAGAUUCACAAGAGGAUGGUGAUACCACUCAACUCGACCUGGUCCUCAAAAUUCGAGAAACUUUGAAGGAAUACAACCACGCUCUGCUUCAACAGUCUAUGAUCUUGAAUCUGUCGAGUCCGGGGAAAUGGGAUCUUCACAAUCUGCAGGACUACCUGCAGGCUCCAGAGAUGGGCCCGCUCGCGUUAGAGGGAGAAGAUGCCACUAUAUGGGGCUCAGUAAAGGAUCGGAAGUCGCACAAGCCCGACCUCGUCGCACUGUGCCCUCGCCGACGAGAAGAUGCAUUCUCCUCCUGGGUCGCCGAGAGUGCAAUAGUCAAUCUCUUUAGGUGUGGAUGUGCCCGCUUUAUGAAGCCCUCACGAAUCCAUGGAGUUGUUGGAUACGAAGACAGCACGAUUUAUCGCAUCACCUACUGGAUCACAAGCAUAUUGGCGUCCCUAAUCCCGAUAGCAUCAAUUGUAAUCCUAUACUGCGUUUACUCCAUGCGUGCAAGGCUAGGAAUCAUAGCUGCAUUCAACUUACUAGUAGCUGUGUGUUUGAUGGGGCUGGCCAAUGCAAAGCGCGCCGAGGUUUUUGCUAUUACAGCUGCGUAA